Molecule: messenger RNA, 6434 nt
Organism: Sorex araneus (European shrew)
Lineage: Eukaryota; Metazoa; Chordata; Mammalia; Eulipotyphla; Soricidae
Gene: AVPR1A
Product: arginine vasopressin receptor 1A
Exons: 2
Coding region: 138-1424 (428 amino acids)
Biological process (GO): G protein-coupled receptor signaling pathway; positive regulation of vasoconstriction; regulation of systemic arterial blood pressure by vasopressin
Cellular component (GO): membrane
Molecular function (GO): vasopressin receptor activity; peptide binding
Source: RefSeq, a predicted model, not a curated record
GGCAGCACCCGAGAGGACGGCAGGAGCGAGAGCCGAGCCGCGAGCGUCGGACGCGGGCCCGGGAGGCGCGCUCGGGCCGCGGCGCUGCCGGGCGGGGACCUCCCAGCGAGCCUCGGAGGAGACGCAGCGGCCGGUGCAUGGACGGCGCGCGAUUCCCCACCGGCCCCGCGGCCGGGCCGGCGGGCAACUCCAGCCCCUGGUGGCCCCCGGCCGGUGCCAACGCCAGCCGCGAGGCCGAGCAGCCCGGCGCUGACGACGCGCCGCCGCCGCAGGAGGACGCGCGCAACGAGGAGCUGGCCAAGCUGGAGGUGGCCGUGCUGGCCGUGACUUUCGUGGUGGCCGUGCUGGGCAACAGCACCGUGCUGCUGGCCCUGCGCCGCACGCCGCGCAAGACGUCCCGCAUGCACCUCUUCAUCCGCCACCUGAGCCUGGCCGACCUGGCCGUCGCCUUCUUCCAGGUGCUGCCGCAGCUGUGCUGGGACAUCACCUACCGCUUCCGCGGCCCCGACGGGCUGUGCCGCGUGGUGAAGCACCUGCAGGUCUUCGGCAUGUUCGCGUCCUCCUACAUGCUCGUGGUCAUGACCGCCGACCGCUACAUCGCCGUGUGCCACCCGCUGAAGACGCUGCAGCAGCCCGCGCGCCGCUCGCGCGUCAUGAUCGCGGCCGCCUGGGCGCUGAGCUUCGUGCUGAGCACGCCGCAGCUCUUCAUCUUCUCCAUGGUCGAGGUGAACAACGUCACCCAGACCUACGACUGCUGGGCCACCUUUAUCCAGCCCUGGGGGCCCCGCGCCUACGUGACCUGGAUGACGGGCGGCAUCUUCCUGGUGCCCGUGGUCAUCCUGGGCACCUGCUACGGCUUCAUCUGCUACCACAUCUGGCGCAACGUGCGCGGGAAGACGGCGUCGCGCCGCGGCGGCCCGGGCGCCGGGGGCGCGGGGGGCACCGGGAGCGCGGGGGGCGCCUUCCGCAAGGGGCUCCUGCAGGCGCCCUGUGUCAGCAGCGUUAAGACCGUCUCCCGCGCCAAGAUCCGCACGGUCAAGAUGACCUUGGUGAUUGUGACCGCUUACAUCCUUUGCUGGGCGCCCUUUUUCAUCACCCAGAUGUGGUCUGUCUGGGACGAGAAGUUCGAGUGGGUCGAGUCAGAAAACCCAGCGAUUACCAUCACUGCGUUAUUGGCUUCCUUGAAUAGUUGCUGUAAUCCCUGGAUAUACAUGUUUUUUAGUGGCCAUCUCCUGCAAGACUGUGUCCAAAGCUUCCCGUGUUGCCAAAACUUGAGGCAAAAAUUCAACAAAGAAGAUUCUGACAGUAUGAGCAGAAGACAGACUUCUUACACUAACAACCGAAGUCCAACAAAUAGUGUGGGUACAUGGAAGGACUCACCUAAAUCUUCAAAGUCCAUCAAAUUCAUCCCGGUUUCAACCUGAAAUCUCACUGUCUUACAGGAUGACUUUUAUAGAGGACUUUUGGCCCAUACACGAAAGCCAGUUAGGAAAUAACUAGUGAACCUGUAUGAGAUAAUCCUAAAUCAAUUCACUGAGUACAAGAUCAUGUUUAUACAUUAUGACCAAAACCUAUGAAUUAUUUUAUAUGAAAUGUUAAUAAAAUCAUAUGUUAUGUUAUUUUAUGUUAAAAUUUCCAGGCCUGAUUCCCAGAACUAUAACAGAAGUUAUCUUGCUAAAGAAAAUAUUCUAGUCACCCAGAAUUGUAUUUUGUUUUUGGCUUAUUUUUCCAAAUACCUAUGGCUUGAUUGGUUUAUAAAGUAGUAGCAUUUCUAUAAUAAAGGGAAGGCAUCAUUAGCCUUAAGUUGAAAUGAAUUAGAAGAGUUUUUUUUUUCUUUUUGGGUCACACCCAGUGAUGCUCAGGGGUUACUCCUGCCUUUGCACUGAGGAAUUACUUCUGGCGGUGCUCAGGGGACCAUAUGGGAUGCUGGGAAUUGAACCCAGGUAGGCUUCGUGCAAGGCAAAUGCCCUACCCGCUGUGCUAUUGCUCCAGCCCCACGAAUUAGAGAGUUUUAAGAGAAACUAUGUUCCUGUUCAAUAAAAUUUAUGUACGCCCCAGAAAAUGUAGCCUCAAAGAAUAGCCUUAAUAAGGUAACUGCUCUGGAGAGACAUAUUAGAGUUUAUUGAGACAAUUAGUGCUUGAGGGAUUAGGUCAGAGUAUAAAGAAGAAAGUUCAGUUAUAAGUCAUCUAAAUUGCAAAAUAAUACCUUUAGAAUUGGCAGUGCCCUCCUUCAAUUUUCUCAUCUUUUUGUUGGCUAUGAAAAGCAUCAUUCCUAAGAUGCUGAAGGUUAUCGAAAAUGUCCAUUAACCAAUAAUAUUUUUCUUCUCCCACUGGAAUUUCCAUUUAAGGUUAUAGUUAUAUGAAGUCAUAAAUACCCUCUUUUAUUAGAAGAGAAAAAGUUUUGUCAAUAUACUAUGUCAACUUUCUCUACAACACUGUAAUAAAAACAGUGUAUGUUUUUGUAAUAAAAUAGUGUUUAUUUCAUACAAUUGUUUUUGGGUAGCCUGUGCUAUACUGGAUUUUUAGCACAAUCAUUACUUAAUUUUAGAGGAAUACAUAUUCACAAAUAAGAGAAUCUCCUAAGGAUUGACUGAAUAUAUACGAUGAUCCCUUGUGUUUAAUUAAAAAUACUUUGUUAUUUCCUUCUGGUUUCUAUCCCAUCUACCAGUUUCCUGGAGAGGAGAGGAAGGGCUAGAAGUGGGGUAGGAAUGAAGAAAGAUAGGGAUGCUUCCUGCAUUAAUAAUGCAUGAUUUUAUGCAGAUUAUGUAAAAACACAAAAGCCUUGACAUUUUUUUUUAACUUUAAAAUGGAGUUGAUAACACCUCAUGGGAUUCUUGUGAAGAGUAUCUAAAAUCAAGUGUGUGAAAAUAGCUUUCAAUACUGUAUGUAUACUAGCAGCUGCUUUUCUUAUGGUCUUAAGGGUCUUCAAAAUUGCACAACUUUUUCACUUUAGUGCACUGCACUGUCGUCCUGUUAUUCAUCGAUUUGUUUGAGCAGGCACCAGUAACGUCUCCAUUGUGAGACUUCUUGUUAUUGUUUUUGGCAUAUCGAAUAUGCCGCAGGUAGCUUGCAAGGCUCUGCCAUGCGGGCAGGAUACUCUCGGUAGCUUGCCGGGCUCUCUGAGAGGGAUGGAGGAAUUGAACCCAGGUCGGCCACGUGCAAGGCAAACGCCCUACCUGCUGUGCUAUCGCUCCAGUCCUUUUUACUUUAUAUUAACCAUAAUUUGUUUAUUUCAAUUAUGAAUAGAAACUCCUAUGUAUUUCAAAAUAAUGCUGUUGAUUUUUUUGCAACGCAUGGAGAAUAGCUUCAAUUAGACCGAAUUCUGAUUUCAAACAGAAAGACUGAAUACUUCUGCUUUCUAAAUUUUCCCAAUUUAAUGUUGGAAUAGGCUUCCUUUGGAAUGUAGGUAAAUAAAAGUCCAGUCAAGUCCAUCAAUUUCUUUCGUUCCCAAACGGAUAAAUUACAACACUCCUUGGCAUUUUAAACUGCAUUUUUCAUUAGUUGGAACACUUUGGAUUUUCUCCAGCUACUUUGUCUGGCUCCUUCUCCUUUGUAGAGAAGUUGCGAAGAUUUAUAGGUAGGUCAUAAAUAUUUUCUAUCUCUUAGAGGAAGUAUUAGCAACUUUAGCGUUGCUAUUGGUUCUUUCUUCAAAUUUUCUAGAUAAGGGAGUGAUGUUUGGAUGAGAGGGUGAGAACUUAGAGCCAUCAUCCUCACUCCUUUUCAUUGUCUUAUCUUCUCCAAUUCUCAUCCUUCUACUCCUUAGACCGAUAGGCUUAAAAAAAUGCUUGCAAAUGUUUUAUAGAGAUUAAACCUAAGGUUUUAGAAUUCUGCUUUCUAAAGAUAGCUUUUUCAAAUGCUAUUUUUCAAUGUGAGUCAUCAAUUAAUUACUUCUUCAUUAUUUGAGUCACAGAAUCAUCUCAGUAGCCUUGCCCUUGGUAACACUAUCAGCCAAUUUGAAAGCUUCUCUCUGCUGUUCAAAAACUAAACGUUUUGGGAAUGGAACAAAGAUGAGUCCAAUUUUUGCUAAAUCCAAUUCCAAAAUAACCUAGUGAUUCUUUUAUGGAUUGUUUCAAACUAUUGAGUUAUACUCCCAGGGGAAACUAUUCUGUUUGAAUCUUAUUUCUCAGAAUUGUCUCUCAAAUACAGUGCAUCGCAACUUACCCACUUGUAAUCUCUCCCUUUAAAUAUCUGAGCAGACAAGAGAACAGGAAAGUGUGAAAAAAAGCUGGAGAGACACUGAAAAACCUGAAGGCUGUUUCUGCACCGAGCGUGUUGUAUGCUCUUAGUCUCUGAUGUCUAAAUCUAAAUCUCAGAAGCUUAACCUAUCUAGUGGCUAAACUUUCUACAUGUUUUGAACCCAGAGAUAGCAUGCAUGUAUUUCAAAAGAAUAUUUCAAACUGCAAGGUUAGAAGAUGCCUGUGUGUUUUUGUCUAUUUCAGAAGAUAGGAAAUUGUUGACAGUAAGGAAGAAGGUUAUGCUGAAUGGGAAGAUUUCCUUUUCAUGACUAAAGAGAAGAUCUGAGAUAUUUCAUGAAAUACUCAUGACAACAAAAAAUUAAUAUUUUGUUCCCAACAAUUAUCUGUUGAAAUAUAUCACAAAUACACCGUAUUAUUUUAUCUAUGUGGGUAGAGAGAAUAUGGUUGAAAAAGACUCUACCAGUGGUAUUGUCUAUAGGGAAUUUGGUAAAUAAUGAUUGAUGGUGAAAAAGAAACAUUUUAAAGCACAUAUUGUGUACUUGUUAACUUUUGGAUGUGUAUUUAGUGUAAUAUAACUAAGAUUUUACAGCAAAAUUUAAUUUGAAACAUAUCUGAAAAAAGUAAGUGUAAUUUUUUUUUUUACAAAUUGUGUACUAGUUCUGCAGAGUUUCUAGAACAAUCAAAAAAUAUUAUGCCACAAGUGAUGGGAGUAUGUGUUUUUUAAAGAGAGAAAAAUAUCAGUCUCAGUAGCAUACAGUUUCCUCCCAAAUUUAUUAAAUUUCUUAGAAUGGACUAGUAAUGGUGGUAAGAAACACAACUUUAAUUCGUGUGUGACUUUCACACAAAUGUCAUAGGCCAUUAGUUAAAUCUUUUGCAUAUUUUUGUUUUGAGUGUCCACACCCAGCAGUGCUCAGGGCUUCCUCCUAAUCCUGCCAUUUGGAAAUUACUCCUGGCGAGCCUCAAGGGACCCUUCCUGGUGCCAGUGAUCGAACCCGGUGGGUUGCGAACAAGGCAAGCAUUUUCCCUGUUGUACUAUCAUUCCAGCCCCAAAUCUCUUGUUUUUUUUUUUGAGUGAAAACAUACAUUUGGGCAAUGUGGUUGGACAUUCCAAGCUUUGAACUGUUACCUCUGAGCCACUGAAACAUAAUGAGAAGUCAACGAAGGAGACUGCGCCUAACCCUCAACAGACUCCUUUAAGCCCACACCAAAGUGCGUCCCCUGCUUUUUUAAUACUGGCCGCCUCGGUCUAGGCAGGAACUCUGGUGAUGCAGAAGAAACAAUGCGCCCUUGACCUCUACCCACUCUCACUGGCAACAAUCAGAAUUCACACGGGAUCGUAAUUAGAAUUAAUGCUAGAGCAAUUAGGAGUAACACUGGAUCACAAAUAUUAGAGGACGAUUCUUAAUUGCAGUUCAAGUGAAAAUUUCAGGACUAUUCUUAAGUAAAAUUAUUUUCUGUGAGAUUCCAUUGCGUAAAUAGGCAUUUAAGAAAUAAUCUAGUUUUUUAAGUACACUCAAUUGUCAUGAAUAAAACAUUGCCAGCUGUAUUAAAUUGACAUAAAAAUAUAUUCUCUAGAUAAAAUAUUAAGUCUAAUUUUUUCAUAUAUAUAUGUGAAAUGUGUCUUGAAUUUUUGUAUAUAGAUAUGUAUGCCUAUCAACCUUUUAGAUAUAUCUCAUAUGUAUGCAUUAUAUAUUUUUACCUUGAUUCAUAUUCUAAAUGAAAGCAAAAUAUUAUGGAGCGAAUUAAAAUAUUUUUAUGUUCCAAGGUCAGAUUAGCAAAUUCAGACAAGAAAAUCUGAAAAUAGAUCUAUAGUGAUAUAGUAACUAAUACAUUUUAUUAGUAGUAAAAAAUAGCGUAUCAUACAGUAAGUUAAAUGUAUUUAUAUUACAUAGUAUGGCUUAAUAUAUCCUAUGUUGCUUUAGCUAUUAUUACAACAAAUUCAUAAGAAUUAAUGCUGCAUAUUUAACAUUGUAUUUUGGAACUGUUUUUCAAAAUUUUCUCUAUCACGUAGGCUUAUUAUGCUAUGUAAAAGAAUUUGAAUAUGUUUUCUUGGAUAUUUGUCUGGUUCUGGCUUUGCUGAUGUACUUCAUCAAAGUAUAUUCUUUGUGACUGUGUCUAAUAAUUAAGGCUUUAUAGAAAAUGCGAUAAUGUAUUAAAAUAACUGAUAUAUCUAUUCCUCGAUUUUAAUGUAUAUUGGAUUGAUUCUGUAAAUAAAAGUACAUAUCAAGUUUUUUGAAA